This is a messenger RNA of Drosophila navojoa, 6715 nucleotides long. RefSeq names its product PHD finger protein enhancer of yellow 3 (gene e(y)3). Gene Ontology annotation, molecular function: histone acetyltransferase activity. The record is from RefSeq and is a predicted model, not a curated record. NCBI's taxonomy places the organism in Eukaryota, Metazoa, Arthropoda, Insecta, Diptera, Drosophilidae.
CGCGACGAUGCGCAGCUGCCAUAUAGCCCCAGUAGCAGCAGCAACAACAGCAGUGGACCAACGGCAGCAGCAGCCGCAGCAGCAGCAACAACAACAAUGGCUGCCACAGCUUUAGAUGUGAAUGGCGAGGAGAAUAAUAGCAGCAGCAACAACAACAGCAGCAGCGGCGGCAGUAGUCAUAAGCUGAUACUUAAGCUCUCCAAGCACGGCAGCAGCAGCACAAGCGAAUCUCAGGCGGGCAACGAUGAGCGACGCGUCGAGCCGCUGCGCAUACAAUUGCCCACACAGCUGCCAACAGCAGCAGCAACAACUGCUGCAGCCGCAGCAGCAACAACAGCAACGAAUGCAAUGGGACAGCAGGGCACUGUGCCUAAGCUAACAAUUAGGCCAAUCAAAGCACCAGAUAAUGUGUCCAACAAUUCAGAUGCAUCCUCGUCCUGCUCCUCAUCCUCGUGCGCCGACGAGGAGCAGCUGCCGCACAUCGUGCCCAAGUUAACAAUACGAGCCGCCAACGAGGAACGGGACAGUAGCGUGGUGCCGAAGCUCAUUAUUAAGAUGCCCGAUGCAUCAGUUGCUGCUGCUGCUGCCGCUGCCGCUGCCGCCGCCGCUGUGGAGUCCAGCAAUUGUCACAGCCCGCUGAAUUCGGUGAAUGCAAUUGCUGCUGCCGUUGCUGCUGCUGCUGCUGGCGGCGGUGCACUGCCCAAGCUAACCAUCAAGACCACCAAAUUGGAGGGCAAUGGCGGCAGCGAAACGCAGCUUCUCAGCUGCAGUCUAUCCCCGGCGUCUGCGUCCAGCUCAUCUGCCAGCUCCUUUUCUUCGGCCAGCGAGCAACUGCAGCAGCAGCAGCAGCCCACAGUGCCUAAGCUGAUGAUCAAGACAACGCAUGCGGGCAGCAGCUGCAUUAGUAGCGAGGAACAGCAGCAGCAGCAACAACAACAAAUACCAAAGCUAACCAUUAAAACGGGUAACCAGGAGCAACUGCUGCAGCAGCAGCAACAGUUGCCGCAGCACACGGUGAUCAUGACGCAUGAUGCAAAGAAUGCUCAAUCAAUACCCAAGCUAACAAUCAAGACCAAGUCCAUUGAGCUCGACGAUGAUGAACAGCAGCAGCAACAGCAACAGUUGGUGCCCAAGCUCACCAUUAAGACGGGCAACAGCAGCAACGAACAGCAGCAGCAGCAGCAACAGCCUCUGCUCAAGCUGACCAUCAAGAAUCUUUGCUCGCCCAAGCACAAGGUGCGCGCUGUGCUCGAAGAGAAGGUGCUAACUUCCAAGCUAACGCUCACCAAUGGCGGCGAUAGCAACACAACAGCUGCUGCAGCAGUAGCGGCGGCAGCAACUGUUGCUGAUGGCGAAACGGACGAGCUGCGUCGCAAUUCUGACGAUAUGGACAUUGAUGAUGCGUUGUCCAAGGAGCAUGAUCCAAAAAUGUUUCACAAUUUGCCACCAGCGCACAGCAGCAAUGGCAUUGUGCCGCAGCAACAGCAACAGCAAUUGCAACUAACGAAACAGCAACAACAACAUAAUAUUGUGGAUAUGGUUGAUUUGACUUCAUCGCCUUCGCCAGGCUCCUCGCCGGCGCAUGUCAACAACAGCAGCAGCAGCAGCACUACUCAGGGCAACAGCUAUGCGACAGCAACAGCUGUUAGCAGACCACAGAAUCGCCUGCUGCUCGAGUGUUUGCAGAUGCAGGAAGCAAUCACCACCCCCAACAACAAUAGCAGCAGCAACAACAACAACAACAAGAGCACUGGCAGCAGCAAUCCCGCCUCACCCAACUCCAAUAUAUUGCUCAGCCAGCUAACAGCGCCGCCGAAGAGCUUCAGCAACAGCAGCAACAGCGGCAACAAUUCAACAUCUGCUGCAAAAUAUCCACAGCUAACGGAGCGUCUAAUGGCGAAUGGAGCAGCAGUAACAACAACAACAACAGCAGCAGCAGCAAAUGCUGCUGCAGCAGCAACUAUUGCUCGCGGAGCAGAGCCGAUAAUCGAUUCGAUUGAGAUAUUGGACACGCCCGAGGGCAGCCCACAUCCGCAAUUGACGCCCUCCUAUAUGCAAAGUGCCUACGAGACGGAGCAGACGCCGCCAUCGCCAACACCGCCGCCACAGCAUCAGCAACAGCAGCAACUAAGCAAUCAUCUGAACCAUUUGAAUCUAAAUCUUAAUCUGAAUCCAAAUCAUAAGCCCGACAAUCAACAGCAACAGCAGCAGCAGCAGCAACUCAACAACAAUGAGAAUCAUUUGAAGCGACAGCAACAGCAUCAGCAACACCUACAGACAGAUGCAGAAUCUCCCAGUGGCUUGCCGCCGAAUAAACAGCGGCGCCUGGACAACAAUGAAAAUGAUCAACAGACGCACAACUGCAGCAAUGACACAGCAGCAACAGUUGCUGUCAGCCCAAUAGCAGCAGCGGCAACGACAGCAGCAACAACAACAACACCCGAGCAUCAGCAGCAACAGCCAACGCAUCGCAGUCGAAAGCAGAAGCACGAGCGCAUACUGAAUACGGAGCUUGAGGAGCCGCAGCAACAGUUGCCGCUGCCAGCGACACCAACAGUGAGCGACCAUGCCCACAGCAAUGGCAGUCUGCAGCUGGCGCAGGAUUUCCUUGUGGCAACUGCGGCCUGUUGCAAGCAUCUAUCGUCACCACAGCCCACGCCUGGCGGCACUGGCAAGCGUCGCGGCAGACCCAAGCGCAAUGCCAACGAAUUGACGCCAGCGAAAGCAGCAGUCGCAGCCGCAGCUGAGCUGAUGGAGUCCAGCAGCAAGUCGCGGCGCGUGCAGCUGUUGCACAAGCGACUGGCCAUCGAUAUGGUUGCCUCGGAGCUGAAUCAUAGCUUGAAGGUGCAGCAGCAGCAGUUGCAUGAGACGGAGGAAUUGGAUGCCAUGCAGCAGGAGCAGGAUCAUCAGGAGCCGCAGCAACGACUGUCAGCAAUUGAAACGCCGGGACGUUGCGGAAAGCAGCGACUGUUGCGUGCCACGCGACGCAGUACAGCAGCAGCUGCAACAGCAACUGGAACGGGAACCGAAACUAGUGGAACUCCAGCAAAAGCAACCCGCAAGCGUCAAAGCAAAGCCGCAGUAGCUGCUGCAGCUGCAGCUGCUGCUGUGGCGGCGGCGGCGGCGGCUGAAGCAGCGGCAACAACAACAACAGCAGCAACAACAGAUUAUGCAGUUGGGCUGAUGCCACGCCUCGACCGAGAAACGGAGCUGAGCAACGACAGCAACAGCAAGAGCAACAAUAAUAGCAUGGCUUAUGCUCUGGCGGCUCAGAUUGAUCUAACCAUGUGCUCGUCCUCCUCGUCCACUAGCAAUGGCAGCGCAAUGGCGACAACAACAACAACAACGGCAGCAGCAGCAACUAUUGCCGCCGGCACAGCUGUGAAUAGUAGCAACAGCAAUAGCGGCGGUGGCAGCAACAACUGUUCCAUGUUGCCGCCAACAACCAUAUUAUCCUCAUCCGAUCCGCUGCCGGAUGUGAUCUUUCAGCCCAACGACUUCUCCUCGAUAACUGCCACACAGCAGCUGCGCAACAACAACAAUAACAACAACAGCAGCAACAUCAGCAACACGAACAGCCUCAGCAGUGGCAGCCAGCAUGAAUCGCACGAUGAGGACAACUACAGCGCAUUGGAUAACUCUGGAGAUGAGUCCUCCACGUUGUGCAAUCCUUUGAGCGCCUUCGGCACCAAUCCAGCGGCAGCAGUACCAGCAGCGCCAGCGACACCAACGCGCGGCCGCGGACGUGGACGCGGCAGAGGCGGCGGAUCAGCGCGCAGCAACAGUGGCGGCAACUCGGCCAAUCGAAAUAAUGCGAACAACGCGCAGCCGCGAGUCCCGCGCAUGAGUCGCGGCGCCAGCGCCGUUGCCAAAGCCAUUGCCCUUAGUCGGCCGCGCUGCGUGGGCGGACUUAAGCAUCAGCCGGAUCCGGAACGACUCAAGGGCUUCUUUAGUCCGUCGCCACAGGUCUUUGAAGAGGACACACGCAUGAGUGCUGAUCUAAAUAACAGUAAUCAAUCGGUAACGAGCAUGGAGCCUCCACUGACGCCACAAAAACAACCGGACUUCCUUAACAACGAGGAGUCGCAAUCGUCUAUGCUGAGCAACGUUAGCCUAAUGGACUCCAACCAGGGCCAAUCGGUGGAUGCGAUAAUCGGCUCGGCGCUUAAGCGACCCAAGAAGAAGAAGAUGGAAAUUUGUGUGGCUGAAGACACGGAAUUCAAUGCGUCGAGCAUUGCGGAAUAUGACUGGCCCCCACCCAAGGGCUGUUGCCCGUCUAAGAAUCGUGACACGUUCAUGAUCCAGGAGCAGGUCGCUCUCUACCUGGGCAUCACGAGCUUUAAGCGUAAAUAUCCCGAUUUGCCGCGACGCGCUGUCGAUAUGGAGGAGCGCAAUUGGCUUCAGGAGAAGGGUCUGGUCAGCGAGAAGAUGUGCGAUCUCGGCAUUACGGCCGUCUGGGCAUCCGAUAUAUUGGACAUUAUGUAUGCCGAUUUCUAUGACAAGUACGAGGAGUACAAAGAGUAUAUUAGGCAAAAGCAUCUGCGCGAAAUCGAGGCCAAGCAGAAGGCGCUCGGCCUCACCGUUGGCACUGGGCGUGGCCUGCAGGCACGCGAUCGCGCAAUGCUCUCGGCCAGCAAAUGGAAUGUGUACUUUAAUAAAACGCGGAAGGAGGAGCGUGUCGCCUGUUUGGAUCUGCAAACGUUCACUAUGAAUUUUCCCGUGCAGCACUCAGCAGCCAGCUCCACUGCGUUGCAUCGGUCUAUUACGGAUGCCGUGCUUGCCGCAGCGCAGGCAGAGAAUAUGCCGACGCCGCCGCAACUGCUCGGUCCGCGUGCCUACGAUGAAGCGUUUCAACAGCCCGAUCAUGCCUAUCCACUGGCCCUGGUGCCAGGCCAAUUUACGUCCAGCUAUCGAAAGCUAACACCCGCGGAACUAAGAGCUUAUCCCCUGAAUACUGUCCUGGAGUUGCCGCAAAAACAGCGAGGCGAGCAGGAGCAGGAUGAGCAACAGCUGCUGCAGGACAGUGUGAAAGCGUCGCAAAGCAAGCUACAGAUGGCUUCGGUGCGGCGCAGCCAUCGUUCGCGUCAGCAGCGCAGCAAUGAUCCGGCCAAAUCCAGCAGCCUCUGCUAUGCCAGCGCAAGCAGCAGCAGCAGCAGUGGCUCCAGUAGUAGCGAAUCUGACAGCGAGGCGGACAGCGACAGCAGCUGCAGCAGCAGCGCCAGCAGUUACAGCAGCCGCUGCAGCAGUUGCAGCAGCAACAACAGUUCCAUAAACACCGCCAGCGAAGCGGAGAUGUUAAAGCAGCGCGAGAAGGAGGCACGAUUGUCAUCGCACAACUGCGGCGUCUGCCAGCGCAGUCAGCAUCGGAAUGCACGAAAUAUGCCCGAGGCAUUUAUACGCUGCUACAGCUGCCGCCGCAAAGUGCAUCCUAGCUGCAUUGAGAUGCCGCAGCGAAUGGUCGGACGAGUGCGCAACUACAAUUGGCAAUGCGCCGAAUGCAAGUGCUGCAUCAAGUGCCGCAGCAGCCAACAGCCCGGGAAGAUGCUCUACUGUGAGCAGUGCGAUCGUGGCUAUCACAUUUACUGCCUGGGUAUUAAGACGGUGCCCGAGGGUCGAUGGAGCUGUGAACGCUGUUCGAUUUGUAUGCGCUGUGGCGCCACACGGCCCGAGGGACUGCCUCAAGGGCAGCAGCCCGAUUUGUUGUCACCCAGUGGCAAUGGCAGCCAAACAAAGCCCGCCGUUAAACACAAAAAGGUUAAAUGGCUGAACGAGUAUCGCAUCGAUCACAUCACCAAUUUGCGCGAACAUUACGGCAUGCUCUGCGUGCCCUGCGCACGCGCCAAGCCCACCAAAAGGAUAACGACGCCCAACAGCAGCAGCAGCACCAAUUGUGAGCAGUUGCAGCUGCAAUUGCAGUCGAAUGGUGGCGCUGCAACCAUGGAGGCGGCAACCGCUGUGGCGCUGAGCCCCAGCAAUAGUAGCACUAACAGCAGCAGCAACAACAAUAAUAAUAAUAGUAAUAGCAACCAGCUGGAGGCUAAUGCUGCUGGCAGGCAACGCAUGCCACCGCAGCAACAGUUGUUGCUGCAUAGAAGCCACGAUAUGGCGACAAUGCAAAGCAGCAGCAGCAGCAGCCACGACGACAACAACAACAACAACAAUUGGUAUAGCUCCACCUCCGGUUGUUGCCUGAGUGGGGGUCAUACGUUAUUGUGCCAAGCGCACUUUAACGGACUUGUAGUAAAGCGCGGGUCGCAGCAGAGAUCACUCGACCCACCCACCUCCGCCACCGUCGCCACCACCUCCGCCAAACCCUUCCUAAUCCAGCUCCUCCCGCCACACACCCCCACACACACGUGCAUAGUAUUAAACAAAAAAUAAUAAGCUAAUUUUUGUACAUGUCUGCGGGCGUAUGUUUAUAUUACACAAUAUAUAUAUAUAUAUAAAUUAAUUAAUUUUUUUUUGUUUUAUUUUUAAUUGUUUUUAUAUAUUCAUAAAUAUAAGUUGAUUUAAAUAUGCCCACAAUUAUGUUACUUAAGCAAAAAGUGAAGAAAUAUUGUUAUGUACACACAUAUAUAUACACAUACAUAUACACAUACAUACACACACACAUGACAAGAAAAAUGAUCAAGAUCAAUUGUAUGUUUAUGCCUAAGUUGAGUUUUGUUUAAAUUAGCCAAUAAGUCGAAAUACACACACAUACACCACCACAAAU